GCCGCCGCCGCAGCCGCUGUCCGGGCAGGGGAGGGGUGCGUUGGAAGCAGGAAGCGAGGCGCGCCGAGGUCGUCGCGGGAGCAGCUGGUGAUCCCCGGAGGAUGAACCACAAGAGCAAGAAGCGGAUCCGCGAGGCCAAGCGUAGUGCGCGGCCGGAGCUCAAGGACUCGCUGGACUGGACCCGUCACAACUACUACGAAAGCUUCUCGCUGAACCCGGCGGCCGUGGCGGAUAACGUGGAAAGGGCAGAUGCAUUACAGCUGUCGGUGGAAGAAUUCGUGGAACGAUAUGAAAGACCGUACAAGCCCGUGGUUCUGCUGAAUGCCCAAGAAGGUUGGUCUGCGCAGGAGAAGUGGACCCUGGAGCGCCUAAAAAGGAAGUACCGUAACCAGAAGUUCAAGUGCGGUGAGGAUAAUGACGGCUACUCGGUGAAGAUGAAGAUGAAGUACUACAUCGAGUACAUGGAGAGCACUCGGGAUGACAGCCCCCUUUACAUCUUUGACAGCAGCUAUGGUGAACACCCCAAAAGAAGGAAACUUCUGGAAGAUUACAAGGUGCCCAAGUUCUUCACCGAUGACCUCUUCCAGUAUGCUGGGGAGAAACGCAGGCCCCCUUACAGAUGGUUUGUGAUGGGGCCACCGCGCUCUGGAACUGGAAUUCACAUCGACCCUCUGGGAACCAGUGCCUGGAACGCCUUAGUUCAGGGCCACAAGCGCUGGUGCCUGUUUCCUACCAGUACACCCAGGGAACUCAUCAAGGUGACCCGUGAAGAAGGAGGGAACCAGCAAGAUGAAGCUAUUACUUGGUUUAGUAUCAUUCAUCCCCGGACACAGCUUCCCACCUGGCCACCUGAAUUCAAACCCCUGGAAAUCUUACAAAAACCAGGAGAGACUGUCUUUGUACCAGGAGGCUGGUGGCACGUUGUCCUUAACCUUGACACCACCAUUGCCAUCACGCAGAAUUUUGCCAGCAGCACCAACUUCCCUGUUGUAUGGCACAAGACGAUACAGCACGGGCAGCGGCAGUGCAAGCCACCCCCAGCCACCCCGUGCCACUGUGUCCCAACCCUGACCUGGAGGGACCAGCUCUCGGGGAUCUUGAAGCAGGAGCACCCCGAGCUGGCGGUGCUGGCUGACUCCGUCGACCUGCAGGAGUCCACGGGGAUCGCCUCCGACAGCUCCAGCGACUCCUCGAGCUCCUCCAGCUCCAGCUCGUCCGACUCGGACUCCGAGUGCGAGUCGGGGUCUGAAGGCGAUGGGACGAUGCACCGCAGGAAAAAGCGGAGAACGUGCGGCAUGAUGGGCAACGGGGACACCACCUCCCAAGACGACUGUGCGAGCAAAGAGCGCAGCUCCUCCAGGAUUAGGGACACUUGCGGAGGCCGGGCUCACCCCUGAGCCAAUACAGAGACUCUCCCUGAGGUGGCUCCUGUGUGCGCUGUGGGCGGCCGCCCGACUCAGUUUUCACAUCUCCUGCUCCCACCUUCUCCUUUGUCUCCUUUGAAUUCGGAUCAUCCUUCUCUGGUCCAAGCUUCUGUCUUCGGUCAAAUGCUGUUCUUACCACUUGCUAAGAGUAGAGGGUCGAGAAGUUUCAGAGCUCAGUGAGACCCGAGACACUGGCGGCCGGCGCGC
Molecule: messenger RNA, 1631 nt
Organism: Lontra canadensis (Northern American river otter)
Lineage: Eukaryota; Metazoa; Chordata; Mammalia; Carnivora; Mustelidae
Gene: JMJD6
Product: jumonji domain containing 6, arginine demethylase and lysine hydroxylase
Exons: 8
Coding region: 102-1397 (431 amino acids)
Biological process (GO): phagocytosis
Cellular component (GO): nucleus; cytoplasm
Molecular function (GO): P-TEFb complex binding; histone H4R3 demethylase activity
Source: RefSeq, a predicted model, not a curated record